AUGAACACAGGUAUGGGGAGGUCGAUAUGUAUGUGGGUGACAGUCACAAUGUUCACCCACACUACUGAACAAACACCAUCUGUCCUUUACUCCACGUCUGCCACGCCUCCUGCCGUCCAUGCUCAGCAGCACUACGGCGGGCAUAUGAGGAACCCACUAGUGAGAGACUACUACCCCAUCGAGUGGAGGGUGAUAGCUGAGGAACGCUCGCUACACCCAGUCAACCUGACCGAGCUGGAGGUCGUACGAGGGCUGGAGGCUGGCACCUUCCUGCUCCGGGUGGUGAUAAACAAACAACAGAUCCAGGUGUACAGGGACCACUCUUUGGUGUACGAGAAGGAAGAUUCCUCUACACAAAUGUUCCUCAGUCACUCUGGUAUUCACUUGCUGGUGCUUCAUCCUACACGAGGAGACGUGAUGCUCGCCAUGCAGUUCCUCACCCACCAGCCCGCGGAGCACCGCAACCUGGCAGCCUGUCUCCGUACUCUCAUGCCUGGCCGUCUCCUAGUGGUAGCUGCUGUGCCCGACGCCGCGACGUUUCUGGCCGAGGAUGCCGUGUUGGGUCUGGAGGCUAUGGGAGCUUCUAGGAUACGUAACCUCGCGGCCUUCGAGGCUUGGGCCAUAGUAACCCACACGCCCACCAGUACCCACACGCCCUCCCUACGCGACUACAUGCCUUCCCACUCCUACACGUCUUCCAACAACAGAAGUAAUAACAGCACUGGUCCUUCAAGACACCCACAGGAAGAAACAUCUCCCUCACAGGAGGUCUCGCGAGGUCGGGUGUGGGGCGAGGCCGUGACCACCAUCCGUAGACCAGACGGUAUAUUCGGUUAUCCGCUCAGUAUGGAUACCCGCGUCCCCAAAGUGUCAGGUGUGUGGUGUAAGUGGCACGAGGACCCACACUUGCAGGAACAACGGGAGUUCUGUGACACAUACGAAGGAUACGUAACACUGUGUACCUGUGUCCACCCUGUCACCGCCUCCGUCAGACACUCCGCAGUGAGUCUACCUACCUCCCACUCACCUAACGCUAUCCAGUUCGUGGUAUUUUUCUAA
This is a messenger RNA of Homarus americanus (American lobster), 1059 nucleotides long. RefSeq names its product protein O-linked-mannose beta-1,2-N-acetylglucosaminyltransferase 1-like. Gene Ontology annotation, biological process: protein O-linked glycosylation via N-acetylgalactosamine. Gene Ontology annotation, molecular function: beta-1,3-galactosyl-O-glycosyl-glycoprotein beta-1,3-N-acetylglucosaminyltransferase activity. The record is from RefSeq and is a predicted model, not a curated record. Bases 1 to 1059 code for a protein of 352 amino acids. Gene Ontology annotation, cellular component: Golgi membrane. The transcript has 7 exons. NCBI's taxonomy places the organism in Eukaryota, Metazoa, Arthropoda, Malacostraca, Decapoda, Nephropidae.